This is a messenger RNA of Sturnus vulgaris (Common starling), 2164 nucleotides long. The record is from RefSeq and is a predicted model, not a curated record. Lineage: Eukaryota; Metazoa; Chordata; Aves; Passeriformes; Sturnidae.
AUGGCGGUGAAUACCCGGAAGCAUCCCCUGAGGAUUCCCCCACCAUCUGAAAAGGAUUGGCAAAAGGAAGAUGAGGAAGAUUUCUUCCUGCUGGAUCCUGAUCGAAAGCGUGAUGUGCUGCCGCAGCCCUUCAGGAUGAUCAACAAACUGGUGAUGCAGGUUUUUGAGAGUGCUAUGGAAAUCAUUGAAAGGAGGGAGAUGCUCCGAGAAGCACAAAAACGAAAGGUGCAGCCCAAAAAAUGCUUUCCUACAGCUGAAUUCCAGGUAACUGGAAGAGCCAACUGCCUUGCAGUGUCUGGAAAAUACAUCUUUGUCGGUCUGUCCAUGGGUCUGUCUGCCUUCAACAUGUGUGACUUCAAGGAUGUCUGUGCUUGGAAUGCAGCCAAGACAGAGAUCUGUGCAAUCCAUGCCUCAGAUUUGGGGAAUGAGUGCCAUGUCCUGGUUGCUGUGGAUGAAAUGGGGCUUGCCUGGCUCUUCUGCUUUCACAGGGAAAGCUUCCUGCUCAUUAAAAUACUGAAUGAAGUGGAGGACAUCAGCAAGAGAAGCACUUGUGUGGAGGUGGUGCUGUCCCGAGGAGGUGAUUAUGCAGGAAUCCUGCUGCAAGACAGCACAAAAGCUUGGCUGGAGAUCUACCAAUUGCCUAAAGAUUCCUGGCUGACAGAGAUGGAAAAGAUGGCAGAAGCUGCAGAAGCUGCAGAAGAGCUGGCUUGCAGCGAGAGGAGGUCAAGCUACUCAUCUGAGGAGCUUCCUGUGUCUGCAAUCCAAGCUGAUGUAGAGCUGGAUCCCCCAGUGCUGCUGCUGACAGUGAGGCCACCCAAACCCAUUACAGGCACUAGUUUUAAGGGCCCUUUGGAUGCCUUGAAGGAAGUGGAUGAUGGCAACAUGCUUGGCUUGGGGUACAAUCACCUAAUCAAGGAUUCCCAGUGGGAACUGCAGGAAGCAAUCUUCUGUAGCACUUACCAGGAGUAUCUGGAGGCUGAGGGUGUGACCAAGGAGGAGAUCCCCAGAUAUGCUACCUUUCAUUUCCUCCUUCCUAGCCGGAUUCUGGUGGGACCAGAAACGGAACUACAGCCAGAUAUUCCAGUUGGCAUCGGUGUGCACUGGGAUGGAAACCACAACUUCUGCUUGUACUUACUUAACCGUUCAGUCAAAGCGAGUAAGAAAAACUCUGAUCUGAAACCUGAUGUUGUGUGGCCAUGUGCAGCUCCAAUUGCAUGCUCGGCUGUCAGCUCCUGCUCCAGGUACCUGGCACUGGCAGGUGAAGAUGCAACAAUAACUAUUUGGGAUAAGCACCUAGGAUACCCACUGUCUGUGACUGCCAUUCUAGAGGAACGUUUCAUUCGUAGUAUCCACUUUCUGUGUGAUUCUGCAGCUGCCAAUGAUAAGACACGUGAUACAGAUCCUGUCUGUAGUGUCUAUCCCAUCAUACAGCUUCUAGUGCUGUGUACAGACAGCUCUUUCUAUUUGGUGAAAGCCUCCAGGGCUGGGAAGUCCAGCAUCACACUCCUGGCAGACAGGCCUGAAAAUCCAAAUCUUACUGUCAGUGCAGUGAUGCCUGUCCUGGCCUUCCCCAGUGCAGUCCUGAUCUUCUCCUGGGAUGGCUCAGUGUCCCUGAUGAACACUGACACAUCACAGACUGUUUACUGCUUCUGCACUCCACCUUCUCAUGCUGUAGCACCCCCCUGGCAGCCAGUGUUCACAGUGGAUAGUGUGAACUGCUGCUUGCUGCUCCGAGGAGUUGAGCAUCAGCAGGCAGAUGAAUUGGUCCAGAGCAAAGCCACUCACAGCACCAUCUUCCUUUUUGAUUUCAAGUCCUACCCACUGAAGGAGGCUUUCCCAAAGAAACCAGAUUUGCCUCUCAAACCCUUGCAGGAACUGCAGUGGAUUGAGAGAUGUAACAUUUUCUUACGUGAUAGGUUUCACUUUCUGCCUGAGAGGCAGCAGGUACUGCUGGAAAUGGAGGAGCAGGAAUACUGGGAUUGUCUGCAGGCACAAGCAGCUGCUAUGGACAAUGAGAGAGAGAAAGUGAAGGGAGAGAAGAAGCAGUAGCCAGCCUUGCAUCCUGAGGGCCAGGCUCAUGAUCCAGCACUGACAUUUUGAUAGACACUAUUGCAAUCAUCUCUCUCCCAGAGACCUGGAGCAUCAGAGCAAUCUGGUAUGUUAC